ACCCUUCAGAAAACUUUAUACGGUAAGCCAACUUUUAUUGACUUCUUAAUAACUUCAAGUCGAGUAUUCUCAAUAGUUUGGAAAAUUGAACAAGAGAGAUUGACCAAAUUUUCUAUUCCCUAUAUUGAGGAAUUGAAAUAUUGGGGAGAACUCGGGAAUUAAGGGACAAGAAUAACAUGUUCCACAAUCCAAAAAUUGUAGCAAUGGUCCUGUUUCUUCUCAUUCUAAGUUCCAUAUUUUCUGGAGCAACAGCUCAACAAAGAACUUCCAACAUUAGCCUAGGUUCUUCUCUCACUCCCAAUUCUUCAUAUUGGUCCUCAGAUUCUGGCCAUUUUGCUUUUGGAUUUUACCCAAAAGGGGAUGGCUUUGCUGUAGGCAUCUGGUUUGCCAAAAUCCAGCAGAAAACUGUCAUAUGGACAGCAAACCGUGAUGAUCCACCACUACCAAAUGAUGUGACUCUGAGCUGGAGCAGUGAUGGUAGACUAAUCUUGCAGCUGAAUCAAGGCCAGCAGAUACCAAUUGCAGAAGGUUCUCAGCCUGCCUUCUCAGCCUCCAUGCUUGACUCCGGUAAUUUUGUGCUCUAUGAUUCAGAGUCAAGAAUCAUAUGGCAGAGUUUUGAUGUUCCAACAGACUCCAUUUUACCAGGACAGCGUCUUUUGGCAGGGAAAAAGCUAGUGUCUAGCAUCUCCAACACAAAUAAAUCAAGUGGAAGAUUUCAACUCAUUAUGCAAACAGAUGGAAACCUGGUGCAAUAUCCAGUAGAAUAUGCUGAAAAAGAUUAUGCCUACUGGCAUUCAGAUACAUACACUGCUGGAGAAAAUGUGAGUUUGAAUCUUGAUAGCAAUGGCCAUUUAUACCUGUUAAAUGCUACUGGCUUUAAUAUAAAAAUUCUGAAGGAUGGGGGAACCAUAUCUGGUAACCUGAUCUACCGUGCAACAGUUGAUGUAGAUGGGAUAUUCCGGUUAUAUUCACAUAAUCUGGAUCAAUAUGGUAAUUGGUCAAUUGAGUGGUGGUCAUCUGACAACAAGUGUGAUCCAAUUGGCUUGUGCGGUGUGAAUGCAUAUUGUACUCUUGUGGAUCAGGGCACAUCAUGUGCUUGUCCUCCAGGUUUUGAUUUCAUUGACCAGGGCCAAAAGAAUUUGGGCUGCCAGAGGAAUUCCAGCAAUGAAGAUUGCAAACGCUUCAGAAAGAGUAAUUAUAUCAUUCAGGAACUGGAAGCUGUAUCAUGGGAAGAUAACCCAUAUGCUAAGUUCCAAGCUAGCACAGAAACAGAAUGCAGAGAGGAGUGUUUAACAGACUGCAACUGUGAAGCUGCAUUAUAUAAGAACCAAGAGUGCAGAAAACAAAGGCUUCCACUGAGAUUUGGGAGAAUUCAACGACAUGAACCAAUGGCAACGUUUUUUAAGGUAAGCAAUAGAAGUUCAGAGACAACAAUUGAGAGCAUUAAAAAAACGAAAGAGCAACGAAUGAAUAUCCUUAUAAUAGGCAUUGUACUUCUAACUCUUGCAAUUUUUCUUCUAGCAAUUUUUGGUGUUCUAUUAUACAGAUAUCGUGUUUGGAAUUACAACAAGAUUUCAGGUCAGGGAAAUAAUGCACUAUUUGAAGAUAUCACUUUGCGAUCUCUUACAUAUGAUGAGCUCAAUACAGCAACAAAUAAUUUCAAGGAUGAAAUUGGCAAAGGAGCUUUUGGGACAGUUUUUAGAGGUGUCAUAUCAAAUGGCAUUAUAGUGGCCAUCAAAAGGCUAGAGAACGUGGUGGCAGAAGGUGACAGGGAAUUUCAGAAUGAGAUGAAAGUAAUAGGGAGAACUCACCACAAAAACCUAGUUCGGCUAUUUGGUUAUUGCCAUGAUAGAAUUAAUAGGCUCCUUGUUUACGAAUACAUGAGCAAUGGCUCACUUGCAGACUUUCUCUUCACAUCAGAACAAAAGCCAGCUUGGGAGGAAAGAGUAGAAAUAGCCCAGAACAUAGCCCGAGGCAUUUUCUAUUUGCAUGAAGAGUGUGAGACCCAGAUCAUCCACUGUGACAUCAAACCAGAAAACAUACUAAUACAUGAGAAAGGUGAGGUGAAAAUUGCAGAUUUUGGUUUGUCCAAGCUGCUAAUGCCCAACCAAUCCAAGACAUAUACUGGAGUUAGAGGAACCAGGGGAUAUGUUGCACCUGAGUGGCACAGAAACCUCCCCAUAACUGUCAAAGCAGAUGUUUACAGCUUUGGAAUCAUGCUGUUAGAGAUCAUAUGUUGCAGAAGGAAUGUAGACAUGCAUGUUCCAGAUGAUGAGGUAGUUCUUGCAGACUGGGUCUAUGAAUGUUUCGAGGCAAAUUAGCUUGGAAAGCUGGUCCAACACGAAGAGGUUGAGGAGAGCAAACUUGAGAGAAUGUUGAAGGUAGGACUUUGGUGCAUCCAGGAUGAGCCAUCAUUGCGGCCAUCAAUUAAGAGGGUGGUGCUUAUGUUGGAAGGGAUGAUAGACAUACCAGCCCCUCCUACUCCACCUUCCUUUUCCAUUUCAAUUUAGUUGUAACGAACUUUGCACAUAAGUAGCUAUGACCUGAAGCAACAGGAUAGUGGUUAAAUGAUUAUUCAAAUGCAUUGUAAUUUUAUGGUGGCA
This is a messenger RNA of Hevea brasiliensis (rubber tree), 2603 nucleotides long. Its product is annotated as G-type lectin S-receptor-like serine/threonine-protein kinase LECRK3. The transcript has a single exon. The coding region runs from base 177 to 2321 and encodes 714 amino acids. The record is from RefSeq and is a predicted model, not a curated record. Gene Ontology annotation, biological process: protein phosphorylation; recognition of pollen. Lineage: Eukaryota; Viridiplantae; Streptophyta; Magnoliopsida; Malpighiales; Euphorbiaceae. Gene Ontology annotation, molecular function: ATP binding; protein serine/threonine kinase activity.